CAUAAUUCCCAGCUCAUUCAAACAUUAUCAGACCGGUGUAUCUCUGGGGGCAGAACAUUUAAUAAUACAAGUAUAGAAAAGUAAGAAUAAAGUAGAGUAACUAUAGGCUGACGUUGGCUAAUCCCUAAGCAAGGAUUCGCGUACGAAAUGAUUACCUAUCGCGUGCGCUCUCAACUCCCUGCCUUGAUUAAUCGCCGAUAAGUUAAACCUGCAUUCCCCUGCUUUCUGCCGAUCAUAGGGAUGAUUUAUUACUAGUUAAUCCACACUCUCUUUCUUGAUGUUACUCUUCUUUCCUUAAUCAUUACCUUCCCUGAAACUUCUAUUGUUGUCUCAGCCUCAGACGGAAUGCCAUUGUAGUGUCUAAUUUCCGCUCCCCCCGUCAGCACAAUUGCUCCCGCUCAAACACGCUAUGCCCUCGUCAUCACGAUCAGAUAGUCUCAAGACGCAGGGGAUCGACGGCGACAGCUUUGUUGCCUUUGACCAUGCUGCUGCUGGACAUGAGGGUGUUCGCUGUACUACUUCCGGCUCGCUGAUCGCCAAACCGUGUACCCAGCAGGAAGUGGAUUUUUACGAAUCCAGUGCUCUGCACCCGGAGUUCAGGGAGUUCAUCCCAACCUAUAUUGGCACGCUAUCGUCGGCAGACCAGCAGUUGUCUCUGGCUCUUACAACAGUGGAACAGAAUGGGGCGAUAGCCAUCACCGAGUCCGACCGCUUGUCCGUCUCGACCGACGCAUUCAAGACUGACACGCCGCAGUCCAGCACCCGUGCGCCGGUGGUUACGUCUACGCAGGACAGCGAUACACCUUGGACACCGUCGGGUGGCAAGAAGCUCCAGACAGACAUAUCGAUUGUAUUGGAAAACGUCGCCUCAGGUUUCCGGAGACCGAAUGUCCUCGAUGUGAAGCUUGGCGCGCGGCUCUGGGCGGACGAUGCACCCCCUCCCAAACGAGCGAAAUUGGAACAGGUUUCCACGCAGACCACAAGUGGCAGCCUGGGGUUUCGUAUUGCAGGGAUGAAGGUCUGGACGGGGGUAGCCGGGGAGACGGAUGAAGGCGAACGAACCAACCCCUAUGAAACGAAGCACGAAGCGUCGGAAAGUGGUAAAAGCGGCGAGGUCGUUGAAAAGGGCGGCUACAGGCGCUACAAUAGGUGGUACGGACGGGCCUUCUCCCAACAUAACGUCAAAGAAGGCUUUGAGGCUUUUCUGGCGGGCGCCAAGGCCGGUCCGAUCGAUCGCUCGAAACUCAUGGCUGGACGGCUGGCAGAUGAACUACGACGUGUACAGUCGGUACUAGAGGCAGAGGAGAGCCGAAUGUACUCCUCGAGUGUGUUGAUCGUCUACGAAGGUGACAUGGAGGCACUGGAACUCGCGCUAGAGGAGGAGAAGAAAGCGAUAGAGAGGCCUCCUCGAUACUACGAAGAGCCAGAGGACAAUGAUGACUGCGAAGAAAUAGAAGCCCCCGAGGAUGGCUCCUUUGAGGUACUAGAUCUUGCUACUAUGGGACCAAACGGUGUCUCCUACCAGGCGAUUAAUAUCACCAUUGAUCCUGAAACAGCCCAGCUGGCCGACUUCACAGAGGACGAGGACGAAGAGGAAGACCCUCCCAAAGUCCACGACCUGCGCUUGAUUGACUUUGCUCAUGCCAGCUGGACCCCGGGGCAGGGACCGGACGAGAAUGUUCUCAUGGGCGUGAGGAGUUUAGUCAAGAUCUUCGAUGAGAUUGCCAGUUGAGCUGAUCCAUACUGAUUCAGGUCGCUGGCGACCUGGACUGUCGUUACUGGCCUUGUGCAUUUCCAUUGUACAUAUACCAAUAGGGCCAUUAGCAACGAGCUAGCCAAAUCAAUGAAUACUAGUGUUUAUUAUUAUUAUUUAUUAUUAUUGAGC
Penicilliopsis zonata CBS 506.65 is the source of this 1885-nucleotide messenger RNA. RefSeq lists its product as hypothetical. The record is from RefSeq and is a predicted model, not a curated record. Lineage: Eukaryota; Fungi; Ascomycota; Eurotiomycetes; Eurotiales; Aspergillaceae. The transcript has 2 exons. Bases 410 to 1732 code for a protein of 440 amino acids. Gene Ontology annotation, cellular component: nucleus; cytoplasm. Gene Ontology annotation, biological process: inositol phosphate biosynthetic process; phosphatidylinositol phosphate biosynthetic process. Gene Ontology annotation, molecular function: inositol hexakisphosphate kinase activity; inositol-1,4,5,6-tetrakisphosphate 3-kinase activity.